UCAGCCGUCAAAAGUGAAAAGUAAUGGGAAACAAGAAUCACAUCAUCUUUUGGAUUCCAUGCAGCAGAUCAGCCCAACGAGAACAGAAAUCCAAAACUGAGUCGACAUACAAUGGCGUACAACUUUAUCAUUUUCCUGUUUUUUCUGUGCAACCUGGCUGUGGCGCUCACUGAGAACGCAGUGUCUUGCUACAGGAUCGAGCCGGGGACAAUAGCAGGCAUCAUCUGUGCUGAUGUGCUGCUGACCCUUAUCAUUGUCAUUGUCACCUACCGAUGUGCCAGUUUAAGGCAUCAGAAGAGAGAAAGUGCUGACAAAGUGUAUAUGAAUGUCCGGGCCAACUGCAAGAACUAAUUUUAAAAUGAAAUUACAUUCAGUUUCUUAGAUCCUGUUUAGUGUAUUGCAAGAUGUUAGAACUCUUUUGCAAUAAACACAACUGUCUAAAACA
This is a messenger RNA of Notothenia coriiceps (black rockcod), 445 nucleotides long. RefSeq names its product hematopoietic cell signal transducer (gene hcst). Lineage: Eukaryota; Metazoa; Chordata; Actinopteri; Perciformes; Nototheniidae. The transcript is spliced from 5 exons. Bases 112 to 351 code for a protein of 79 amino acids. Gene Ontology annotation, molecular function: phosphatidylinositol 3-kinase binding; signaling receptor binding. Gene Ontology annotation, cellular component: membrane. Gene Ontology annotation, biological process: regulation of immune response; positive regulation of phosphatidylinositol 3-kinase/protein kinase B signal transduction. The record is from RefSeq and is a predicted model, not a curated record.